Pistacia vera is the source of this 596-nucleotide messenger RNA. RefSeq lists its product as uncharacterized. The coding region runs from base 7 to 357 and encodes 116 amino acids. The transcript is spliced from 2 exons. Lineage: Eukaryota; Viridiplantae; Streptophyta; Magnoliopsida; Sapindales; Anacardiaceae. The record is from RefSeq and is a predicted model, not a curated record.
GAAACCAUGGAAAGAUGGUCUAAACCCAACUGGGUUGGCACCAGAAAUUAUAGUGAGAAUCUUCUGUGCCAUUACUUGUUCAGUGAUGGCUCCGCUCAAUAUGUUUUCCUGGAUUUGGUUGAUGAAGGGUCUGCCGUUGUGAACCGAUCCCUGAGUUUUUGUACUACAAGAAAUCUACACGUUUGUGCUUCUGCCAAUGGUUUGCUUCUGCUGUCAAGUGUUCAGGAUAACCAGGUUUGGCUUUUGAUGGAUUUCGCUAUCAAGUUGUACGAGUAUUCAGCGUUGACGUUGAAGAAGAAUGUGCCCCAGAGUCGUCGUCAGCCGCAGUUCCUCCAACUGGAAGUGAUGGUUUUCUAGAAAUGGAGAUCUUCUCAUCUGAAACUAACAUAUGGAGACGAUACAGGCCUUUAAUUCGUCUGCCACCUGAUCUUCCCAAGCUCGACAUGUCCCCUCUCUUUGCAAACGGAGCUAUUUAUUGGGAACUGGGUGGAUACUUACUGGUUUAUCAUGUCAAUCAUGGGCUCUGUAGGGUGAUUGAGCUGCCAAACUAUCCCCAAAGAUGGUCUUGGAAUUCUCUGACUUUUGGGCAAUGUUUG